AUGUCUACCAAAAAUAUAAUAAGAACACUUCUGAAUAGUUCCAAAAUACUAUCAAGACAAAAACCAUUAAAAUUUACCAAUUUAAAUUCAAUAAAAUUAAGAGCACCAAUAACACCAACUGCAAAUAAUUUUGAAGUAUCACCAGAUCAUCCAUUAUGGCAAUUUUUCCCUCAAGGUAAUAAAUCAACAUCACCAAUAAGAGAAUCAGAAGAUUUGGAUUUAGACUCAAGAGAAUGGACAAGUGCAGAAUUAAGAUCUAAAUCAUUUGAAGAUUUACAUAAAUUAUGGUAUCUUAUAUUAAAAGAAAGAAAUAUUUUAGCUAGAGAAGUUAAAUUGGGAGAAAGUUUAGGAAUGGCUGAUUUUAGACAAUUUAAUUCAGUUGAUAAUAAAUUAAUCAAAACUCAGAAGAGGAUAAAACAAGUUUUAUUGGAAAGACAUAUUGCAUUUGAAAGAUCACAAGCAUCUCCAAAUGUAGAAUUGGAAAAAAGUCAAUAUUUAGAUGAAUUUGAAAAUAAUUAUAUAAAUUGUGAAGUUGAUGAAUUAAGUGAAUGGGAUUCAAAAUUGUUGAGAUUACAAUACGCAUUUUUUGGAAUAGAACCUGAAUUGGAUAUUGAUACCUUAAGUGAAGAUAUUGAUAUAAACUUUAUAAAAGGAAUAGAGUAUACAAGUAAAUUAAAAUUGGGUAGAUAUUUAAGAGAGAAUCCUGAUACAGAUUUCAAAUCGCCAUUAAAUGGUCCAAUGGAACAAUUACCAUUUUUCUUAUAUGAUGUUGAAGAAGCUUUAAAUCAAGUAAAUGAACUACGAGAAUCAGGACAAUCUCGUGAAUUAUAUAAAAUUGAAGUUAUACCAUUCUUGAAUAAUGCUAUAAGUACUCACUUGAAAAAUGCAGCAGUUGCUAAUUCAAUUACUGAAGAAUAG
Lodderomyces jiufengensis is the source of this 918-nucleotide messenger RNA. Its product is annotated as mitochondrial 54S ribosomal protein uL29m. The record is from RefSeq and is a predicted model, not a curated record. Bases 1 to 918 code for a protein of 305 amino acids. Gene Ontology annotation, biological process: mitochondrial translation. NCBI's taxonomy places the organism in Eukaryota, Fungi, Ascomycota, Pichiomycetes, Serinales, Debaryomycetaceae. The transcript has a single exon. Gene Ontology annotation, molecular function: structural constituent of ribosome. Gene Ontology annotation, cellular component: mitochondrial large ribosomal subunit; mitochondrial ribosome.